AUGGAUGUGGGGUGAUCUAGACGACGCUAGCAGUGGUGGUCUCCCCGACUGGGGGAUUGGCAGCGCGUGCAGCCGCAAGCCUCCUACCGCAGAUUGGCGAACGGGAGACGGAACCACGAAAGUGGACAUUCGGCCAUAUUUGCGCGGAACCUUGUGUUGAACCAGGUUAGCGCAUCCGGUGAAUCUGUCCAGCCAUCUGGACUGGCUGUCUACCUCCAUUUCAUUAGUUUCCGGAUGCCGUGGCUGUAAAGUCUCAUCCACAGAGUUGUAGUAUUAUUCACACUCCAACAUGGUCCUGGGACUCAUAUCGCUGGCGGCCACAGUGCCGAUGGUAGCAACAUCAGUCCUAAACCUUCAAAGUCAAGCCGAAAAUACAAAAAGCAACGGCGCGGAUGCCGAGUGGAAAUCCGACAGAUGCCAUAUGAAGUGUCGGCCCUCGGAAAGGACGCCAGAGGACCGCAAAGAGCUGUUCAGGGAUAGUCAAGUUGUGUUACGCGAUGGGAGCUUGUUUGUGCAGCUGUCAACCUACGAAGGAGAGCGCCUACAUCCGUUCACAGGAUAUUACCUGCCCUAUCCAGACUCUAACUUUGAGGGUCUGGUCUCCACAAUCUCAGACGAGCCACCUCAGCUGAACUGGAUAUACCUGGAUACCGCCUCAAAAUGCUUUCAAAUCAGCCAUGGUUUGCGUGUAGAAGCAGAGGAGGGGCUGACCGGCCCAUGGGGUGCACGUGUGUGUCCUGAUGGUGAGAUCCGUUUCCUCAUGGAGAACUGGGAGGGAUUCAUCGCCGUUGAAACCGAGGAUCCGGGGUUGUGGAGACUGUGUUUUGACCGUUACGACGAUGGGCUGGGGGGAAAACUGGGCCAGGAUCAAAGGACAGUGGAGCUGGAACUAAUUCGUGAGACGCUUAAAAGUUGAGGCACGGGCACCGAGGAAGUCUUGCUCGUUAUCAGCAUCAUCGCCAUUAGGGGUCGCGCAGAGGGCUCCGAAGUGAGUUGUCGCGUCGUGCAAAAGCAGGACCAGGACAAGAUUGUACAGCCUCAAGAACGUGAGCACAACAUCAAGCAGUUGAAGAGUAACACAACGCAGCUCUUCUCCAGAGUGACAAAAACAUAGAAUGUGGUCAAUAGAUGUGCGAUUUCUACGGCUUCUGU
Messenger RNA from Boeremia exigua, 1152 nucleotides. RefSeq lists its product as uncharacterized. Bases 290 to 916 code for a protein of 208 amino acids. NCBI's taxonomy places the organism in Eukaryota, Fungi, Ascomycota, Dothideomycetes, Pleosporales, Didymellaceae. The transcript has a single exon. The record is from RefSeq and is a predicted model, not a curated record.